AUGGCGGCCUGGGUUUGUUUCCAGUCAGUGGCUCCUAGCGGUGGUGCCGGAGCUGCGUCAGGGGUGCUCCAGCGGCCGCUCUGGGCCCCGGGUGGGACCCUGGGGCCCCCAGUGCAAAUGAGCCCGAUACCUGGCCAAGGGCUCUACCGUUCCCCGAUGCCUGGAGCAGCCUAUCCGCAUCCAGGCAUGUUGCGAGGGAGCCGUAUGACACCUCAGGGACCUUCUAUGGGACCUCCUGGCUAUGGGGGGAACCCUUCAGUUCGACCUGGUCUUGCCCAGUCAGGAAUAGAUCAGUCCCGAAAGAGACCAACUCCUCGACAAACCCAACAGGUCCAGCAGCAGGCAGUCCAGAACUGAAAUCACAAUGCAAAGAAAAAGAAGAUGGCUGACAAAAUUCUACCUCAAAGGAUUUGUGAACUGGUACCAGAAUCCCAGGCCUAUGUGGACCUCUUGGAUUUUGAAAGGAAACUGGAUCAGGCCACCAUGAGGAAACAACUAGAUAUCCAGGAGGCCUUGAAACGACCUAUCAAGCAAAAACGGAAACUUCGUAUUUUCAUUUCGAAUACUUUCAAUCCAGCGAAAUCAGAUGCUGAAGAUGGGGAAAGGACUGUGGCUUCCUGGGAGCUUCACGUGGAAGACUGGCUCCUGGAGGAUUCAGCUCUGUCUAAAUACGAUGCUACCAAGCAGAAUAGUAAAUUCUCCUCCUUCUUUAAGUCUUUGGUGAUAGAGCUGGACAAAGAUUUAUACGGGCCAGACAACCAGCUGGUGGAAUGGCACAGGACUGCUACCACCCAGGAGACAGAUGGCUUACAGGUUAUGCGGCCAGAAUAUGUAAAUGUUCGUUGCACUAUUUUGCUGAUGCUAGAUUACCAGCCUCCUCAGUUUAAAUUGGACCCCUGCCUGACCUGGCUUCUGGGUAUCCACACCCAGACAUGUCCAGUGAUUAUCCAUGCACUGUGGCAGUACAUCAAGACUCAUAAGCUUCAGGACCCCCAGGUUAUCUGUGAUAAAUACCUCCGGCAGAUAUUCGAGUCACAACCGAUGAAGUUCUCAGAGAUCCCCCAGAGGUUCCAUGCCUUGCUUAUGCCACCAGAACCCAUCAUCAUUAAUCACGUCAUCAGUGUUGACCCCAAUGACCAGAAGAAGACUUCCUAUUACGACAUUGGUGUGGAAGUGGAUGAUACCCUCAAGACCCAGAUGAACUCUUUCCUGCUUUCUACUGCAAGCCAGCAGGAAAUUGGUGCUCUAGAUAACAAGAUCCAUGAGAUGAUAGAGACGAUCAACCAGCUGAAAAAGCAGAGAGAGUCCAUGCUGAGUUUUGCAAGAGACCCCCAGGGCUUCAUCAAUGACUGGCUUCAGUCACAGUACUGGGAUCUGAAGACCAUGACUGAUGUAGUAGGUAACCCUGAGGAGGAGCACCGAGCUGAGUUCUACUUCCAGACAUGGGCUCAGGAGGCUGUGUGCAGAUACUUCUACUCUAAGGUGCAAAAGAGAUGGCAGGAACUGGAGCAGGCCUUGGGCAUCCGAAAUACAUAA
Molecule: messenger RNA, 1536 nt
Organism: Dromiciops gliroides (monito del monte)
Lineage: Eukaryota; Metazoa; Chordata; Mammalia; Microbiotheria; Microbiotheriidae
Product: SWI/SNF-related matrix-associated actin-dependent regulator of chromatin subfamily D member 1-like
Biological process (GO): regulation of transcription by RNA polymerase II
Cellular component (GO): SWI/SNF complex; nucleus
Source: RefSeq, a predicted model, not a curated record